GUGUUCUCUCUUGUCAUGAAAUAUCCAGUCGUGAGUUUCGGUUGUGACUGAAUAUACAAAUAGCAAUGGCUGCAAAAGGCAACAUUUUUAAAGAACAGAACAAAGUGCAAUAUGGAUGGAAGACUCUUAGGUCACUUUCUGCAGAUAUAAGUAAUAAUGAAGACUUUGUACAGAAACUGAAAUUGGACACCAAGUUGACAGUGCAUGACGGCUGUGUGAACACUAUUUGUUGGAAUGACACUGGCCAAUAUAUUUUAUCUGGAUCAGAUGACCAGUUUCUCAGCAUUACUGAUCCUUUUUCGAAGAAAAGGCUGACAUCAGUUAGAUCUGGACACAGAUCAAAUAUUUUCAGUGCCAAGUUUAUGCCUCAGUCAAGUGAUGCAAAGAUUGUUUCAUGCUCAGGAGAUGGUGUGAUAUUUUAUACAGAUAUAUUAAGGGAAGAUUCCUGGGGAUCCAAUUCUUUUAACUGCCAUUUUGGAACUACAUAUGAGCUCCUCACUCUGCCCAACGACCCACACACUUUUCUGUCAUGUGGAGAAGACGGGGCAGUGCGAUGGUUUGACCUCAGGUUGAAGACAUCAUGUAGGAAGGAAAGCUGUAAAGAAGAUAUCCUGAUCCACAAUAAAAGAGCUGUGAGUGCCUUGGCUGUGGACCCUGUUGUUCCAUAUCACUUAGCAGUGGGCUGUGCCGACAGCACAGUGAAGAUAUUUGACAGAAGAAUGCUGGGUACCAGGCUUACCAAUAGUUAUCAUGGCAAAGGAAUCAAGGGGUUGAUGUCCUGCUUUUGUCCAUUGUCUUCUGAGGGUAGAACCCACCGGAUCACAUCACUACAGUACAGUGUAGAUGGGAGAGAGGUGCUGGCCAGCUACUCCUCUGAAUACCUCUAUCUUUUUGAUGUGAAGGAAGAAGCCAAAGAAGAGAAAACAUUUCACUUAGGAAGCUCUUUGAAGGAAGAAGCAACUUCAGAACCACCCGAGCCAAAUUAUGCAGCAGCAGGAACAGCAUCAGGGACAGCAUCAGAAUUAAGAGCCAUACCUGAAAAUGAUACAGCUUCGUCUAGCAAUAACAAAUCCCCAGGGAGACCUGUGCCUCGGCAGCCUCCUGUUAAGAGGUUGAGAUUACGUGGAGACUGGUCAGACACUGGUCCCCAGGCCAGACCAGAGAGGGAGAGAAAUGAGACGGAGAGUCCUCAUGUGACCAUUAUGCGCAGGAUGUCAGACAUGUUGGUGAGGUUGUUGGAUCCCGCACAACGAGAGGCACAGGAAGGACAACAGCAAGCAGACGACACUUCUGGCGAGGGGGAACAGCCAACUGAAACCCAAGAAGUUACGCUGAAUGAACAACCAACAAGUUCUACUGGUGGAAGUGAUGUCGCUGAAACCCAGGGUCAAGUCCAAAGUAGUGAAAAUAUUUGUGAUGAGAGAAGUGCAAUACAAGAGACAGAUCUAGAACAGACACAUUGUCCUCCCGCAGAGAGUCAGCAUGAAUCCCCAUCUUGUCAGGGAGCUGUAGGUGGUGCUGAUCCAGAAGAGAGUGAUGUAAACAUCUCAGAAACACCUGCAGCAACUUCCUCUGAAUCUCAAAGGGCAAUGAUAGAAAAAAUCGACAGAAUGCAAAGUGAGAUAACCUUUUUAAAACAGACCCUUAAAGACCGACAGGAAAACCCUGUGGUCAGUUUACAUUAUAGUGCAGAAGGGGUGGACUCUGGAAGAGUGGAAAUGAAUUUCUCCCUUCCACAGUCGAGAUCAGACAAUGAAGACUCUGGCCAGGGCCAUAGUGCAAUCAGUGAGCAAUCUCAGCAGCAAGCACCUGGGGUUUUCCCAGUUGAAGGAAAUGGACAUUUGGUGGGGGUGAGAGUUCAUACAGACAGGCAGGAGUCAAGAGAGCAUGAAAGUCAGGGUGAUGGAGGUGCUGGUGCUGUACGUACUCAGACAGACACAAUGACUCUCUUAGAUGAGCAGGCAGCUGACUUAGCCAAGGCAAAGAAAAUGCUGUUGGAAAGGGAUACAAAGGGUCAGACUGUAAGUGAAAUUGUGGAAAAUAGCACUGAAAGUUUAAGGCUAAGUAACAAUACUGGGGACACCUGUUCUUCAACAAGUACAGGUGAAGCCAGUGUGCCUGCUUGUGCAUGUGAUAAAAUUACUGACUCAAAUACGCUAGAGAGUUUGUCUUCUUCAUCAGACACUACAAAAACAGAACACACUUUUGACAGUUCAAUUACAAGUGCACAAACCAUGCCUGGCGAAACUUAUGGCCUGGAGCUGAAAUGUGACGAUCAGGUGCUGCCAUCUGUGAAUGUAAGCAGUGAAAGCCAGAACCAUGCAGCCACAGCAGCAGGCUCCUCGAGUCAGACAGAAGGUCCAGGUAGUACUGCUGGGCAUUCUGGUCAGUCAGAGAAUUCAGAUACUCCAUCCAGUAAACAAGAGAAUUCAGACACCAUGUCCAGUCAGCCAGAAAAAUUGGUCUCUUCAUCAAGUCAACAAGAGAGUUCAAGUACUACAUCCAGUCAGCCAGAGAAUCCAGAGACUGUAUCUGGUCAGCAAGAAUCCCAAGGCAGUACCUCCCGAGUCCAGGAAACCAGCUCUUCCAGUGCCAGUGGUGGUGGUAGACGUGGCUUCCAGCUGUUCAGUGACAUGUCCAGUGAGGAGGAGGAAGAGGACACCAGUAGCAGUGAGGAUGAGGACUUGCAUGCCAUUAUGAGAUUACGCAGUGAGGCAAGAAGACUGCAGAGAAGAACCUCCAGUGAUGCUCACCUGGAGAGAAAUGUGGCGGCCAUGAAGCUCCAGGAGGCGUUUAGGAAAAGACAGAAGGAGAAGGCAGAGAAAGCCGAGAUGGCCAAGGUGUUCAACCCCCCAGUGAAGAGAGUUUACAAGGGACAUAGGAACGCUAGAACCAUGAUAAAGGAAGCCACAUUCUGGGGAGACAAUCAUGUGAUGAGUGGAUCAGACUGUGGGCAUAUCUUUAUCUGGGACAGGCACACCACAGAGCUGGUCAUGAUGUUAGAAGCUGACAGACAUGUGGUCAACUGCUUACAGCCCCACCCUUUUGAUCCAAUAUUGGCCAGCAGUGGCAUUGACUAUGACAUCAAAAUCUGGUACCCAUCCAACACCCAGCCAGACUUCCACAAGGCUAAGGCUGAAGAGGUUGUAGCAAGGAAUGACAUUAUGCUUGAGGAGACCAGAGACACAGUCACUGUGCCUGCUUCUUUUAUGCUCAGAAUGCUGGCUUCAUUGAACCACAUCAGACAAGGUUGGUACAGUACAACUGACAAACAUACUGCAGUACACUUAGACAGCUAUACUGUUGACAAAGAAUGGCGUCGCAAUAGAAGAGAGAGGGAAAGUGGCAAUGUGGAGGAAAGAAGGAAUUCAUCCAGUGAAGAAGACUAA
Messenger RNA from Lingula anatina, 3389 nucleotides. RefSeq names its product DDB1- and CUL4-associated factor 6. Gene Ontology annotation, biological process: positive regulation of transcription by RNA polymerase II. Gene Ontology annotation, cellular component: cytoplasm; Cul4-RING E3 ubiquitin ligase complex. Gene Ontology annotation, molecular function: protein binding. Lineage: Eukaryota; Metazoa; Brachiopoda; Lingulata; Lingulida; Lingulidae. The record is from RefSeq and is a predicted model, not a curated record.